Clonostachys solani is the source of this 4401-nucleotide messenger RNA. NCBI's taxonomy places the organism in Eukaryota, Fungi, Ascomycota, Sordariomycetes, Hypocreales, Bionectriaceae. The record is from the annotation of a GenBank genome assembly.
AUGGAGCCUCAAAGCCUGGCCAUCGGGGUCGUUGGUCUCGCCAGGCUUUUCAACGCCUGUCUAGGGACUGUCGCAAGAAUCGAUGCCUACAAAGAAUUCGGGAAUGACUCGUACGCUCUCGCAACCCAUUUCCAUGCCAUUAGGCUUCUCUUUGAGCGAUGGGGUCGCGCGGUUGGUCUUGAGAAAGGGCAGGUCUCGGUUCACUACCACCCCGGCCUGGAUGACCAGUCUGUCUGUCUUGUGGUCGCUGAAAUCAUUUCCAUGAUCCGGAACAUAGUUAGCGAUGCAGGGAACCCGGAAGAUGCAGCAGCCACGAAGCCGUUCGGCUUGACUCGACGCCCAGCUAUCCCAUCCCCUCCCCUACCUCCAAAACGACAAAAGCUUGCGUGGGCGCUGAGAGGAAAGGAGAGGCGGAACGCUGAAGUGGAAACGCUGGAUGGUUUAGUUCGGAAGCUGUACGAGCUCAUCCCUACCGGAGACUCGAACAAGGCAACCGAAAUCACUGCAACGAACAGUGACGCCUUUCGGAAGCUACAAGCCGGCACAGAAUCGUGGGCCAAGGACAUCCAAAACACGCUAAGGAAGAUUGAGCAAGACAUUGAGGCCGAGACGCGAAGAGAAUUGCAUAUGUGGAUAGCAGGCGACCUUCCGAGCGACGUCUAUGAAGAUCUUAAAGAGACUCGAGCAUCAGGCACCUGCAACUGGAUCCUAGACCGAAAAGAGUUUCGUGACUGGCUCAAGUCAAAUGGGAACUCCUCCGUGUCUUCGGUGCUGUGGGUUAAUGCCAUAGCAGGCUGUGGGAAGACAGUAUUAUGCGCAAGGGUAGUUGAGUACCUCUCACAGACUCUGAAAACGCCCAUUGCUCAUUUCUUUCUAUCCUCUCAAAACGCCAGUCGGGAUGACCCCUAUCUAGCAAUCCGAUCAUGGAUCCUUCAGGUUAUAGGUCAGAACGCCCAUGCAUUCAACCUUGCUCGAAUAAAGCGGCUGUCCCAACACGAACAGAAUGCGAGCCGCAUGACUGUAAUCUCUCUCUUCCAAGAAAUAGCACAAGCAAUACCUGGUUGUACCUUCGUUUUGGACGGCCUUGAUGAAUGUACUUGGGUCGGUCUUCAUCACCAAAACCAUGCCUCGAUCAGAGCCUUCCUGCAAGUAGUUGGAGAAACUAUAGAGAGAUCUACUAGUCGUUUCAUGCUGUUUAGCCGCAACGAUGAGAGUAUCCGAAACAGCUUACACAAUAGUCCUACUCACGGUUUCAAUGAAAUACAGGUGGUAGCUCGCGAUGUAUACCACGAUAUCGUCUCCUAUUCAAGAACUAUCGUCAACGAAAGAUUAUCGAACAAGCCCCAAGAUCUCAGAGAUGAUAUUUCACAGCAACUAGCGGACCAAUGCGAUGGACAAUUCCUUUGGGUACGCUUGCAAGCAACGAAGUUACAAAAGAUAUCGAAUAAAUUUCAACUUCAAAGAGACAUUGGCAAUACUCCGGCUGGGCUUGGACAACUAUAUGAGCGAGAAUGGGAAUCUAUCAGUACAAAUCCUGAUAUAGACACAGAACGGGCACUCUCUCUACUUAAGUGGGCUGCAUUUUCUAUCCGACCUCUAUCAGUCGCUGAGAUCGCUGUAGCCGUGCUUAUCAAAACCGGAUGCCCUGGUGUGCCAGUCGAAGAGCUCCCGGAUUUUGAUGACGGGCUAUAUCUUAUAGAGAAUAUCAAAGCCCACAGUGGCUCACUUCUUGAGAUCGCAACCGACAACAAGAGUACGAAGGGGACAGAGAAUACAGAAGAUAUACGCUCAAUGAUGGUGCAAAUAACUCACUUCUCUGUCAAGGAAUUCAUUCUCGCAAGCCUUCUGAUUUCCGACGUCUCACUCAACCGUAACUCGGCCAUUUCCACAUCAUACGAGCAACGUCAACAUAGCGCUCUUGCCGAAGCUUGCCUUCAGUAUAUCUUUCAUCCCCAAUUAUGGACAAUGUAUACUUUGCCAAAAGAAGCGCAUGGAUUUGAAACGGCUUUCCUCGAUUAUGCCGCAGAAAGCUGGUACAAACACGUAUACCUCGGGUCAGAGAGUUUUGGAAUUGUCAACCUGAUCAGCGAUUUUUUCAGCGAUACAACUGGAUCCUUUGAUGAAUGGAGACGAUGGAUCAAUACACAAGCGUAUAAUCGGGGUGUAGUAUCGCAAAUCCCUGAUGAAGAAGACCAGGCAAACCGAUUGCCUUAUGCUAUAUCCAUGCGACUGAGAAAUGCCACAGAAGAUCUUCUAAUCGCAGAGAACUGUGAGAUCAACGGAAGAGGAUACCACGGAGAAACGGCUCUCACAGCAAGCUGCCGUACCGGUCAAGUUGAUGUUGUUAACCGUCUCCUCUCUUCUGGCGCAGGCAUGUCCCUACCAAGCCUGGAGGGCUAUACGCCCCUCUGUAUUGCGGUAGAUCAAGGAUACAUAGCUGUGGCUAGGGUUCUCUUAGAGGCGGGCGCUGAUGUCAACGUUAGAGAUAUCGAGGAAAUCGGGCGAACCCCACUGAUCUGGGCCUCGUCUCAUGGCCACCUAGAGCUGGCCAAGUUGCUAGUUGACAACGGGGCUGAUAUCUCUUUACCAGACAAGUUGGGCAAUACACCCCUACUGGCAGCCGUUCAAGAAGGUCACCUCCAAGUCGCCCAGCUGCUGGCCGAUUCGGGGGCCGACGUCACCGCGUCUGGUAAUGGCGGACACUCACCCUUGUUCUUCGCUGGCAUGAACGGCAAUGUGCCCAUCACAAAACUACUUAUUGAUAAGGGGGCUAGCAUAUCAGCCGCGAUAGAUGAGAAAGGCCCCGCGCUUCAUGCCGCCGCCUCUGGGGGUCAUCUGGAAGUGGCCAAACUCUUACUGAAAAAAGGAGCACAAGUUGACUGCCUUGAUGAGGCCCAAAAGACACCAAUAUACAAUGCUGUUAAUGGUGGUCACUUUGGAAUGACGGAGCUUCUCAUUAAGGAAGGGGCAGACUUGACACUUCGACCAAGGAGUGGUGAAAGUCUCCUUCACGCGGCGGCACAAAACGGUCACUUAGAAAUUGCCCACCUGCUGAUCAGGGCGAAAAGGGGUCUUAUCUUCACCCGGGAUGGCGUCGGAGAUAGUCCACUGAUCUCAGCUCUGUAUGCCGGACAUCUGGAGUUGGCUCGGCUUUUGCUCGAGAAGGAACCAACUCUGAUUGCUGUAGCAGACGGUCAAGGUUGGACGCCACUGCACACAGCCGCAUCAUUUGGCCAUCUGGAACUUUGUGAGCUCCUUUUAGGUAAGGAAGCUAAUCCAUCAUGUCAAACCGAAGAAGGAAAUACUCCACUUCACAUCACUGCAAGUGAAGGCUGCCUGGAAGUUUGCUUGCUCCUUCUAGGGAAGGGAGCGAGUCCAUCAUGUCAAAACAAAGGUGGAAAUACUCCGCUUCAUAUCGCUGUACGUGAAGGCCACUUAGAGGUAGCUGAUUCUCUUCUCAAGAGAGGGGCAGAUCUUAAUAUUGUGGAGAGUUAUGGAUGGGCUCCCAUUAAUAUUGCUGCAGGAAAAGGCCAUUUAGAGGUAGCUGAGCUACUUCUUGGGAAAGGGGCAGAUAUUGCUAUUCCAGAGAAGAUAUCUGGAAGGACCCCGCUCCUUCUCGCUGCAAGCCAAGGCCACUUAGAGAUGGUCAAGCUACUUGUCAAGAAAGGGGCAGACCUUAAUAUUUCAGAUAAUGAUGGAAGGACUCCACUCCUUUUCGCUGCAGGUCGAGGCCACUUGGAAAUGGCCAGGCUACUUCUUGAGAAGGGGGCAAGUAUAAAUACAGGAGACAAGACAUGGACUACACCUUUGCACGCAGCAUGUCACGGCGGCAAUGUCGAGGUAGUGAGCUUUCUACUUGGGCAGCCUGGUGUUCAUCCAGACACGCUUAACCUCUUCGGCCGCCCGCCAUUGUCCGAUGCAGCUCGUCGUGGUCAGAUUGAUGUUGUCAAGGCAUUAAUCUGCAGCAACGCCAGGGUAGACAUAUCGGAUGGGCUUGGCUUGCCACCUCUAUUUUACGCUUUGCGUAACGGUCACAGCGAGGUUGUAGAGCUCUUGUUACCGAAAACUCCGGGGUGGAAGAAUUGGAAGGACGGCCUCGGGCGAGAUUAUAUUUGGUGGGCACAUCAUAUCAGGUCUCCACGGAUCACCCAGCUCCUGAUGGACUAUGGCGCUGAUAUCAAAAACCGACACAGUGAGGAUGGCGCGACAGACGUCUCGAGUGACCCGCCUCCCUUGAACAAACCAAGAGGUUUUUGUGACUGCUGCAUCGGCCCGGUGUUGCAGGGUACACCACUCUACUCUUGUAGCAUAUGCUGGGCUGGUCAAUUCUGCAUUUGCGUUGAAUGUUUUGAAGGAGGGCUAAGAUGUUUUGACAGUUCUCAUGACUUGGCAUUAAAGUAA